Molecule: messenger RNA, 1025 nt
Organism: Lutra lutra (Eurasian river otter)
Lineage: Eukaryota; Metazoa; Chordata; Mammalia; Carnivora; Mustelidae
Gene: OAZ1
Product: ornithine decarboxylase antizyme 1
Biological process (GO): positive regulation of protein catabolic process
Cellular component (GO): cytoplasm; nucleus
Molecular function (GO): ornithine decarboxylase inhibitor activity
Source: RefSeq, a predicted model, not a curated record
GCGGCGGCGCCAUUUUGCGAACGGCGAGCAGCGGCGGCGGCGCAGAGACGCGCAGCGGAGGUUUCUGGUUUCGGACCCCAGCGGCCGGAUGGUGAAAUCCUCCCUGCAGCGGAUCCUCAACAGCCACUGCUUCGCCAGAGAGAAGGAGGGGGACAAAGCCAGCACCGCCGUCCACGCCGCCCGCGCAAUGCCGCUCCUCAGCCUGCACAGCCGCGGAGGCCGCAGCAGCGAGAGAGGAUCCUUCCCCGACUGCUGUAGUCACCUGGGUCCGGGGCCUCGGUGGUGCUCCGAUGUCCCUCACCCACCCCUGAAGAUCCCAGGUGGGCGAGGGAAUAGUCAGAGGGAUCACAGUCUUCCGGCCGCCGCCGUCUUCUACUCCGACGAGCGGCUGCGCGUGACCGAGGAGCUCGCGUCCCACGGCAAGACGAGGAUUCUGAACGUGCAGACCAGGCUCUCGGGCUCCCGGCGCGUGGACUGGAGGGCGGUGUUGCGCGGCGGCUGCCUCUACGUGGAGAUCCCCAGCGGCGCCCUGCCCGAGGGGAGCAAGGACAGCCUCACAGUUCUCCUGGAGUUCUCAGAGGAGCAGCUGCGCGCCGCCCACGUCUUCGUCUGCUUCCACAAGAACCGUGACGACAGAGCCGCCUUGCUCCGGACCUUCGGCUUUUUGGGCUUUGAGAUUGUGAGACCGGGGCAUCCCCUUGUCCCCAAGAGACCCGACGCUUGCUUCAUGGCCUACACGUUCGAGAGGGAGUCUUCGGGCGAGGACGAGUAGUGGCACCGCCCGCGUCCCUCGCGCGUCGCCCCUGCAUCGCGGUUCCUUUGCGUGUGGCGCUUACUGUGGGGCGGGACCGGCCGCGGCGCCGCGAGUCAGGCCUGCUCCUGCGCGCCGGGUUUGUCCGCAUGUUGUGAUUGUGCAAAUAAACGCUCACUCCAAAUUAGCGGUGUAUUUCUCGAGGUUUAAUAUUGUGUUUGUGAUACUGGAGUAUUUGCUUUAAUUCUAAAUAAAAGUUUAUAUUUUACUUUUU